AUGGUGUUAGCCAAGAUCCGCCAAGAGCCCCUUGUGAGAGGGAACUUCCGCUGUGACUGUGGAAAUAGCAAGUUCAAAAAUCUGCAGUGCAAGUUACUGCCAGAAAAGGGCAAAGUGAAUUCAGGAAAUAAGUAUAAUGACAAUUUCUAUGGAUUAUACUGUACUUGUAAAAGACCUUAUCCUGAUCCUGAAGAUGAGAUUCCAGAUGAGAUGAUCCAGUGCAUAGUCUGUGAAGACUGGUUCCACGGAAGGCAUCUUGGUGCAGUUCCCCCUGAAAGCGGAGACUUCCAUGAAAUGGUGUGCCAAGCCUGCAUGAAUCACUGCCAUUUCCUCUGGGCUUACGCAUCACAGUUAGCAGUUCCUCCUUUGGCCAAAGUGAACUCCCUUGAAGGUGAAGGGGUUUUCCUGAAGGUUAAGGAAAGUGAAGAGCAGAGAAAAGAAAUAAAAAAAGAAAGUGGAGUGGAACACCAGGAAAUGAAGGAAGAAAAGCAAAUGGAACAGUUUAAUGAACCAUCCACUAGCUCUGGGUCUGCCUGUCCAGAGGUAGUUACUAAGAGUGAGGAGCCAGCCUGCAAGCUGAAGGAACUCCAAAGCAAGCCAUUUUUAAAAAAAGACACUGCCACCUUUUGGCCACUGAACUGGAGAAGCAAACUGUGCACCUGUGAAGACUGCUUGAAAAUGUAUUCGGAGCUUGAAGUGCAGUUCCUGACAGAUGAAUGUGACACUGUCUUGGCUUACGAAAAUAAAGGUACCAGUGACCAAGAAACAGAGCGGAGAGAUCCUUUAAUGGACACCCUUAACAGCAUGAACAGAGUUCAGCAAGUGGAACUCAUCUGUGAAUACAAUGAUUUAAAGACGGAACUGACUGACUAUCUCAGGAGAUUCGCCGAUGAGGGAACGGUGGUUAAAAGAGAAGACAUUCAACAUUUCUUUGAAGAGUUUCAGUCACGGAAAAGACAACGGACUAACAGGAUGCAGUACUACUGUAGCUAGACUGAGAGGGUUCAG
Molecule: messenger RNA, 1008 nt
Organism: Nestor notabilis (Kea)
Lineage: Eukaryota; Metazoa; Chordata; Aves; Psittaciformes; Psittacidae
Gene: UBR7
Product: ubiquitin protein ligase E3 component n-recognin 7 (putative)
Exons: 10
Coding region: 1-993 (330 amino acids)
Cellular component (GO): cytoplasm
Molecular function (GO): ubiquitin protein ligase activity; zinc ion binding
Source: RefSeq, a predicted model, not a curated record